AUGCCUUCUCUUCCAACAUAUUUGCAUCCGUCUGUUGUCAUUAAUCCGCCUCCGGCUACUUCCAUUCCUGAUCAUGCAGAUCCUUCUUCCCCAGUUAAGACUUCACAGCCUCCAGAUACCUCAGUUUUUGAUGGCACGGGUCCUUCUGAAAUGCUCGUCUCACCUAUGAGAAAGGGCCAUAGACAUCGCAGAUCUCAAGCGAUUUCUGGUGACUUUGAUUUCCUUUCUCAAAUUAAUCAGAAUCCUCUCUUUCCUCCUCCAGGACCAAACUCCCCAACAAGAAAUUCAUACUGUGGUUCCCCGUCAUCUCCAACACCUUCUUACCUCCCUCCACGAUUGCAUUCUCGUUCUCAGUCGGCGCUGUUGGGCUACAAUGCUCCACAAAUAAAGCCAAGACCAGUUUCUUGCUACACCCCUUCAAAAUCUGUCCAUAAUAGCAACUACGACAAUGAGGAUAUACCAAAGUUACUGGAUUCUACUUUCAACCAGUCGAUCCCCCAUAAUAAUAAUAAUAAUAAUAACGUUAUUGGGUUUGAAAAUACAUCGGAAUCAACCUCUAAUAAACUAAAGGAAAGGUCAGGUUUCUUAUUACUUGAUAUUCCUCCUCAAACGGCUGAAGCAAUGUCACGAAACUUUGACGUUGAUGUAAAUGGAAAGAUUGAGACCAUGAGUGUCUCCGAGUCCGAUAACGCUGGUUGGUUCUCUUUCCCUCCUCCACCUAUUCUGCACUCUCCCAGAAAGACAGCAGAAACUAGCCAGCCUGUAACUCCCAAGCUGUCUUCAUCAUCUUUUUAUCCACCACAACGAAACACGUCCCAAGAUAUGGGAUCGGGAUCGACACCAUCGACGUCGCAUUUUGCAUCCGGGUCACUUAACGGGUCACCCUAUUACUAUUCUUCACCUCGAGACCUUCGUUCCCCUUUUCAUAAAAAGGCACUUUCCGCUUCAUAUAAUGAGGUACCAGAUCCUAUAAUUGAUUUGAAUGAUAUUCUCGUGGCAGCUGCAUCUGGAUCUGGUUCUCAAGCUAAGUCACCGCUGAACACCACAUCGACACCAGUUUCACCUGCUCGUGGAUUGCGGUCUUCUCAUAGUACUUUCUUACAUCGUCGUACUGAGCUGUUACCUCCUACAUUAGAGUCGUUGUUACAAUCACCUUUUGCACGUAAUUACAGUAGCGUUGGAGGAGCUUCCAGUAGCUUGCUUCAUAAUGGUGUUACAUAUCCAGAACAAGCUAUUGAGGAAGAAGAAGAUACUGACUUUGAAGAAGAAAAUCAUGUCAAUUCUACGCCCAAUAUUAAUCAGCAGAGUGAAGAACUUGAACAAGAAGUUCAGGUAUCACAGAAAACAGAACCAUAUGCGAAUGGACUUGAAAUAGUUGGUGUACAUGUUGAUGAUGAUGAAGAUGAUGAAGAGGAAGAUGAAGAUGAAGAUGAAGAUGAAGAAGAUGUUGAUGUUGAUGAUAAUGAAAACGCGACACUGGUUGUCUCUCAAGAUUCAUUGCAACCUCCCAGAGGUUUGAGUUCUCGCAGAAGUGAUGAGUUUGACAAUCUUUAUCCAACUCUGGCUAACUCAUCGUCGACAUCUUUACCCAAUUCAAAGCCUCCUCCAAUAGAGAAAACCUUUUCAAAUACUUCUAAUGCUUCAUUGAGUUCGAAAAGGUCACAGGCAAGAGCUACAAGGUACCAAUCGUUUUAUGAUCAAUCUUUCAAGAUUUCAAAUGCAUUGAAACUCAACUAUUCUUCCGAUAGCUUAUCGCAUUCAUCAAGUUUGUCUUCACUUCGGAACAAAUAUAGCCAACAACAACUCAUUCCUCAAAAUUCACUGCAGUCUCUUUUGCCUACGUCCAAGCCUUUAUCUCCAGCGCAACCACCUUUUCCAAUUGGACAACACUCCCGGGAUGCUUCGUCAUCACAAACUUCCAUUAAUUCAGAGUCGUCCUUUUCAGUACAGACUCCGAUUAUAUACCAAAGUGGAACGUUUGGAGGCAUCUCUACAUCACCUUCUUUAAAUGCUCUGAAUGCUCCUCCAUGCAAUCCAGCUUCAAUCUUUGUCGCCAUACCUUUACAACAACGGCUGUCACUGCCCAGAAUGAAUGAGUACAAAAGGGCCAUCAAGCCUAAGACCACCAGUCUUAAUGCUAAUUCUACAAUGACAACUAAAACAUUACCCAAAGAUAUUAGUGUUUGUAAUUCUCCAUCAUCCAGCAACCACAGCACUACAUUGGUAACUCAGGAAUCAAGUUCACCAUCAUUAUCGAUUACUUCACCACCCAUAACCAUUACAUCUCACACUUCUAGUCCACCCAAGACACAGCAGACGAAACCCAAGCCUAUUGACGUUUCCCAGACAUCCCCAACAGAUACACGUUUGUCUACCGUUGCACAUGAUAGCAACCUCAAAAAGUCACAUGUUGAUGUUUCCUCCAGGAGAUCGUUGGCUCAUAAUUCUAAUAAUACUACUACUACUAAUACGACAAGUACACCAAUAACACCAUCAGAAGGUAUUAGUUCUCGUAAGGUGGCAGAUGUUACUAAUCUUCCCCGGUACAACACAUCAGCCGCACUGGCAUUUAGUUCACGCAGCCAUCGACUUCUGAAAUACGGUGGUGGUGGUAGUGGAAACAACGAUCACAAGAUGAGUGUAGACUCCAGCGCAGGCUCUAUUGCCACACGCACGUCAUCACGAACCUCUAUAGGUGAUAGGUCUAAGCGGAAACAGUUUAUUGACUGGUUGAAACGCAAGUGA
This is a messenger RNA of Lizanozyma spartinae, 2745 nucleotides long. RefSeq lists its product as uncharacterized. The coding region runs from base 1 to 2745 and encodes 914 amino acids. NCBI's taxonomy places the organism in Eukaryota, Fungi, Ascomycota, Pichiomycetes, Serinales, Debaryomycetaceae. The transcript has a single exon. The record is from RefSeq and is a predicted model, not a curated record.